Molecule: messenger RNA, 2891 nt
Organism: Cynocephalus volans (Philippine flying lemur)
Lineage: Eukaryota; Metazoa; Chordata; Mammalia; Dermoptera; Cynocephalidae
Gene: HGS
Product: hepatocyte growth factor-regulated tyrosine kinase substrate
Exons: 22
Coding region: 74-2404 (776 amino acids)
Biological process (GO): receptor internalization; endocytic recycling
Cellular component (GO): early endosome
Molecular function (GO): phosphatidylinositol binding; metal ion binding; ubiquitin binding
Source: RefSeq, a predicted model, not a curated record
GGAAGUCGGGGGGCGCGCCAGCUCGGAGCGAGGGAGCGCCCGCGGCGUUGGUCGGGUUCGGGUCAGGGUCGACAUGGGGCGCGGCAGCGGCACCUUCGAGCGUCUCCUAGACAAAGCAACCAGCCAGCUUCUGCUGGAGACCGACUGGGAGUCCAUCCUGCAGAUCUGCGACCUGAUCCGCCAGGGGGACACACAGGCAAAAUAUGCUGUGAAUUCCAUCAAGAAGAAAGUCAAUGACAAGAAUCCACACGUGGCUUUGUACGCCCUGGAGGUGAUGGAGUCGGUGGUCAAGAACUGUGGCCAGACAGUCCACGAUGAGGUGGCCAACAAGCAGACCAUGGAGGAACUGAAGGAGCUACUGAAGAGGCAAGUGGAAGUCAGCGUCCGAAACAAGAUCCUGUACCUGAUCCAGGCCUGGGCACACGCCUUCCGGAAUGAACCCAAGUACAAGGUGGUCCAGGACACCUACCAGAUCAUGAAGGUGGAGGGAUUCGUUUUCCCGGAAUUCAAGGAAAGUGAUGCCAUGUUUGCUGCUGAGAGGGCCCCAGACUGGGUGGAUGCUGAGGAAUGCCACCGGUGCAGAGUGCAGUUCGGAGUGGUGACCCGCAAGCACCACUGCCGGGCAUGUGGGCAGAUCUUUUGUGGAAAGUGCUCCUCCAAGUACUCCACCAUCCCCAAGUUUGGCAUCGAGAAGGAGGUGCGCGUAUGUGAACCCUGCUAUGAGCAGCUGAACAAGAAAGCAGAAGGAAAGGCCACCUCCACCACUGAGCUGCCUGCGGAGUACCUGACCAGCCCCCUGUCCCAGCAGUCCCAGCUGCCCCCCAAGAGGGACGAGACGGCUCUGCAGGAGGAAGAGGAGCUGCAGCUGGCCCUGGCACUGUCGCAGUCAGAGGCUGAGGAGAAGGAGAGGCUGCGACAGAAGUCAACGUACACUGUGUACCCCAAGGCAGAGCCUGUACCUGUGGCCUCAUCAGCGCCCCCCGCCAGCAGCCUGUACUCUUCGCCUGUGAACUCGUCAGCACCUCUGGCUGAGGACAUUGACCCUGAGCUGGCUCGGUACCUGAACCGGAACUACUGGGAGAAGAAGCAGGAGGAGGCCCGGAAGAGCCCCACACCAUCGGCUCCCAUACCCCUAACGGAGCCGACCACCCAGCCCGGGGAGGGGCAUGUUGCCCCAGCCAGUGUGGUGGAGACUCCCCUCCCGGAGACAGACUCUCAGCCCAUAGCUCUGUCCGGAGGCCUCUUUAGUGAGCAGCAGUACCAGAACGGGGAGACCGAGGAGAGUCACGAGCAGUUCCUGAAGGCCCUGCAGAAUGCCGUCACCACCUUCGUCAACCGCAUGAAGAGCAACCACAUGCGCGGGCGCAGCAUCACCAAUGACUCGGCCGUGCUCUCGCUUUUCCAGUCCAUCAACAGCAUGCACCCACAGCUGCUCGAGCUGCUCAACCAGUUGGAUGAGCGCAGGCUGUACUACGAGGGGCUGCAGGACAAGCUGGCACAGAUCCGCGAUGCCCGGGGGGCCUUGAGCGCAUUGCGUGAGGAGCACCAGGAGAAGUUGCGCAGGGCAGCUGAGGAGGCUGAGCGCCAGCGCCAGAUCCAGCUGGCCCAGAAGCUCGAGAUCAUGCGGCAGAAGAAGCAGGAGUACCUGGAGGUGCAGAGGCAGAUGGCCAUCCAGCGUCUGCAAGAGCAGGAGAAGGAGCGGCAGAUGCGCCUGGAGCAGCAGAAGCAGACCAUCCAGAUGCGUGCCCAGAUGCCUGCCUUUGCGCUGCCCUAUGCCCAGCUCCAGGCGAUGCCCGCGGCCGGGGGCGUGCUCUAUCAGCCGUCAGGCCCAACCAGCUUCCCAGGCACUUUCAGCCCAGCAGGCUCAGUGGAGGGCUCCCCCAUGCACGGCGUGUACAUGAGCCAGCCGGCCCCAGCCACUGCCAGCCCCUACCCCAGCAUGCCCGGCACUGCAGCAGAUCCCAGCAUGGUGAGCGCCUACAUGUACCCAGCGGGGGCCACUGGGGCACAGGCAGCCCCUCAGGCUGGGCCCACUGCCAGCCCUGCAUACUCGUCCUACCAGCCCACUCCCACGCCAAGCUACCAGAAUGUGGCCUCCCAGGCCCCACAGAGCCUCCCGGCCAUCCCCCAGCCUCCACAGUCUGGCACCGUGGGCUACAUGGGGAGCCAGUCGGUCUCCAUGGGCUACCAGCCUUACAACAUGCAGAAUCUCAUGACCACUCUCCCCAGCCAAGACGCAUCUCUGCCGCCCCAGCAGCCCUACCUCGCGGGACAGCAGCCCAUGUACCAGCAGAUGGCACCCUCUGGUGGCCCUCCCCAGCAGCAGCCCCCUGUGGCCCAGCAGACACCCGCGCAGGGGCCACCAGCACAGGGCAGUGAAGCCCAGCUCAUCUCGUUUGACUGACCCCGAGCCGCAAGCUCACCGUCCAGAGUAACACUACAGUUCAUCCAAAACCGCCUCCGUCUCUUAAUUAGCUGGCAUUCCCCUGCCUCCCUCUCACUGCCCUGUAGUGUUCCUUCUCUGUGCGAGUAGGGGGUGGCCUUCUCUCUGAGCCUUCCUCGUUUUCUGUCCUCAGCCCGCUGGCUCCUAGGCUCCCUGCUGUGGUCCCUGACUUCUUUCCCCAGGGCUGGGCCUUGGGGAGGAAGGAUGGGAGGGAAAGACCUUCCAGGGGAAGCCCCCAGCCCCUUGUGUCAAGUCUUGGGUGGCUGGAGUGGGGACCCUCGGCCCGGUCACAGCCUGUGAUCUGCCAUCGCACUAUGGUGUCCAGGCAUGGCUCCCCGGGCUCCCCCUGCAGGGUCCUCUCCAGAGCCGAGGGUGGAGGCCUCAGGCCUCUCUAGCUUCUCUGCUUCUCAUCCGUCAUCUCUCCCCCGCCGAUAAUAAAAUGCAAUUC